Coccomyxa subellipsoidea C-169 is the source of this 1548-nucleotide messenger RNA. RefSeq names its product RNI-like protein. NCBI's taxonomy places the organism in Eukaryota, Viridiplantae, Chlorophyta, Trebouxiophyceae, Coccomyxaceae. The record is from RefSeq and is a predicted model, not a curated record. Gene Ontology annotation, biological process: SCF-dependent proteasomal ubiquitin-dependent protein catabolic process. The annotation marks the transcript as partial. The transcript has 9 exons. Gene Ontology annotation, molecular function: protein binding. Gene Ontology annotation, cellular component: SCF ubiquitin ligase complex.
ACCGCUCCUCUGUUGGAGUUGGCAGUGCGAGCGGUCGCAGCCAGGCUGCACAAAUACGACAUCGACUCUCUGCCUGCUGACUUGGCACAAUUGGUUCUUGACGAACUGAUCUACACAGCGAGCUUGGACCAGGAAGGGCUAGCUUUGUUCAGCAGGCAACACAUAUACAACCUCAAGCUGGGCGAGUGUGCUGGGGUGGAGGAUGACUGGUUGAGGCAUCUUGCCCCUCAGGGCACUGGAAUGCAUGGCUUGUUCAUCACCAAACAUUCUGGUGCUGCAGGGCUUACAAAUCUCAGGGAUCUCAGUCUACAGGGCUGCGAAGGGCUGUCGAGCCUGUCAGCUUUGACUGACCUGUCCAAGGUCACCAGCCUGAAUCUGAAGGGCUGCUCUGGCAUCAGUGGCUUGCGGCACCUGUCAGGUGCGCUUUUUUGUGCCUCCUUGGGCUCUGUUGCUCAGAUGUGUGGGUCUGAGUAUUGGUCUGGCGCAUGGGCAGGCAUGAAGCAGCUGGAGAAUCUGGACCUAAGCUGGUGCAGCGGGAUCACAGAUGCAGAUGUCAAGGCGCUCGCAGCCCUGACGGCCAUCACAGGCCUGCAGCUGUCCAGAACACUGGUGGCGGACUCGGGCAUUUUUGCGCUGCGGAGCAUGAGCAGGCUGCGCUGCCUGGGCUUGGCCGGCUGCUCCGGAAUCAGCAACGGCGCUGUGGGAUCCGUGUCUGCGCUGACAUCCCUGGAAGAGCUCAAUCUGGAGUGGUGCACCGUAAGCGUCAAAGGCCUGAGCCACCUCAGCACGCUGACCGAGCUGAGGAGCCUCAACGUGGCGUACACCACAGCGGGAGACAACGCCCUUGCAGCCUGGACCUCGCUGACUAACCUGCGCACCCUCAACCUCGACUCCUGCCCUGUCUCCGACAGGGGACUGCACCACAUCUCGGAGCUGACAAAUUUGGAGGAUGUCAACCUGUCGGACACAGCCAUCACAGACCAGGGCAUGAUCGCAUUCGCUCCCCUGAAGGGCAUGCAGCGCCUGAACCUCUCCUACACAGCCGGCGUGGGGGAUUUGGGCCUGGCGGCGGUGGCGCGGCUCACGGCGCUGACAGAGCUGCACCUGGACGGCCGCAGCUUCACGGAUGUGGGCCUGCGCACGAUUGCGCCCCUGACACAGCUGCAAACGCUUGACCUCUUCGGCGCGCGCAUCACUGACGCCGGCUGCGUCCACCUCCGGCCGUUCCGGCGGCUGGAGCGGCUGGAGAUCUGCGGCGGCGGCAUCAGCGACGAGGGAGUCAAGGAGCUCAUCUGGCUGACUGGACUGCAGCACCUGUCGCUCGCGCAGAACGCGCGCAUCACCGACCGCGCAUCGCUGUUUCUGUCCGGUUUGUCGCAGCUGCGCGGUUUGAAUUUGACCGGCACGCAGCUCACCGGCAACGGCAUCCUGCCCCUGCGCUCCCUCACGAAUCUGGAGAGCCUAUGCCUGAAGCGCACGCGAGUGAAGCAGGCGGCGGCCGACCGGCUGCAGCCGCUGCUGCCGCGCAUUCACAACCUCAACUGCUGA